Molecule: messenger RNA, 747 nt
Organism: Colletotrichum destructivum
Lineage: Eukaryota; Fungi; Ascomycota; Sordariomycetes; Glomerellales; Glomerellaceae
Exons: 1
Coding region: 1-747 (248 amino acids)
Source: RefSeq, a predicted model, not a curated record
AUGUCAGGCAAUCCUUCUAAUACAUCACCCAAUAUCAGAGCGCUCCGCCACAACGGGCAAAUCGUGGGAUACGUCAAGGGAGACGAGGUAUAUCUCUACGACAACUAUACGCAUGAACUCCAGAAGCAAGAUAAAAGGGCGGAUGAGCCUGGCCCUGUCGACUAUAUCUACUCGGACGCGUUACCAGUCACUGAAUCCCCAACCUCUCAACUACUCCGCUUCUACCACUCUCCCUUGUCGAUCCAGGUUAUACAAAACAUGCUCGAAGAACUUGGAAGGAAGCUCAGUUCGCGCGUUACCGUUGCUCACUCCCUCAGAGAAGCCGGAAAAGUUCUGGACGGGGUUAUCUGGUCCAUCGCACCCUACGACUAUGCCAUGUUUAUGGUCGGUCAGGAGGUGCCGCCGGAGGAUGAGGAGUGGCAAGGCGUCUGUCCCGAGGCUCGGAGGCAGGCUCACGAGUGGCUUUAUCAGAGAGGGCGGAUCACAAACCGCAUCAACAGCAUCGAUGAGGAAAUUGAGAAGCUCCAGCAAGAAAUCACGGCCGUCUCCAAUGUAAUGGUAGAGGCAGAUCAUGUGGAGAAACUUUACCGUCAAGCUUGUGUCAGCGUGAAUCCAGUUGAGCUCCCUCCAUGGAAGAUUCCAUUAAUGGAGAAGGCUGCUGAAAUCUGGCACAGGCAGAGGGCGUACGAUGACAUGAAGAGGGCGAGGGGAAGGGAAACCAUGGUCCACUGGGCAGAUGAGGAGUGA